Molecule: messenger RNA, 630 nt
Organism: Cylicostephanus goldi
Lineage: Eukaryota; Metazoa; Nematoda; Chromadorea; Rhabditida; Strongylidae
Source: the annotation of a GenBank genome assembly
AUGGGUAUGUCUUGCGCCACAUGCGAUCCUACAUCCGGUCGAGAAUGCGAAAUACCCUCGAAACGACGGGGUGCAGUAAAUUCUCGACUCACUCUGAGCGGAUUGUCAUUCUGUAUGAUCACGAUAGGUCUGCUUUGCGUUACGGCAAGACGGCGUCGAGCUGGACCACUACCACCGUCAGAAGACACCUGGUACAGAGUGUUUCAACCGGCUCAGUCCAGAGCUGCUAGGUGUCGACAUGAUUUGAUGUGUGGAAAUUCAUGGAUGCCAAGAGAUCGAGCGCUUCUUGUAGCUCCCGGUAGAGCCGCAGUUGUACAUGGAAACAGAAGUUCCAGUCGUGGGAGACAUCUUGCAACACCACCACCCAGCUAUACCUCCGUCGAUAAUCUCACUGAUGAUCAAAUGCCGCCCACUUACGAGGAAGCGACAAGAAUACUAGAGAACUCUCCAACCAGUGCCGCUUUGAUCCAGGAGCUUAUCGACGAAACAGUACAAACUGCCGAGGCUAAGGAGGAUUCACCGGAUGUGGCCGAAACCAGUGCGAAUCGCACGACCAGCACAGCCGAGACACAAACUACGCAAGAAGACGAGAAUGCGAACACCACGACAUCUCUAUCUAGUUCAGUGUGA